AUGAUUGCUGCUAUUCCUCGCUCUGCUUCUAUUGUCCUUGUUCCUGUUACUUCCUUUGCUGGUUAUGCCACCUACGUUAGAUCUACUUCAAAGCCUUCCGAAGCUCAUAUCGAAUACAUGAAAAGCCAUACGUCACUUGAUGAAGCACUCCAAAAGAAAUGGAAGAAAGUCAAUAAUGGCCUUGGUCUUGUUGACGUCGGUCGUUCUGGUGGAGUGUGUAAUAUAAACCAGUUACAGCAUACUCUUAGCCACUCUUAA
Messenger RNA from Rhizopus microsporus ATCC 52813, 258 nucleotides. RefSeq lists its product as uncharacterized. The record is from RefSeq and is a predicted model, not a curated record. The transcript has 2 exons. Lineage: Eukaryota; Fungi; Mucoromycota; Mucoromycetes; Mucorales; Rhizopodaceae. The coding region runs from base 1 to 258 and encodes 85 amino acids.